AUGGCAGGCAACGCACCCACGCUGUCGUCCCAAGCGAACCAAUAUAUCCGCGAGGUACUGCACAACACCGAGGCGCCGCCUGCGAUUCCCGUCCACUACUUUUACACGUCGCCGCUCGCCAUCGACGACCCACUAUCGCCGUUACCACCACCGCCCACGGGCACGUCGACUGCGAAGAGAGUGCCUCCGCGGCCCUUUUCCGAGUAUGACAACGAUGCCAUCCAGGAGGCCUGGUUGGCGCUCCGGAAACAGAUACUCAAGCACAAUGAGGAGCUUGGCGAGAAAGAUGGGACGGGACGUGGGACGCCGACCAACCCGGCUGUGGAGCGACUGAAGAGGCCGAGGGGAGGCAGCGCGUCGAGUGUCGACGGGAGCACCCUUCAGGGGCGUGAGAUACCAGCUGGCAGAUCGUCAAGUCGGGGCCAGUACUCGAGAUCGGCCGAGUUGCUCGAUAGGAAGAGGCCAAGCUCCAGCGGUGGCAGUCACAGCCACUCCUUGUCAGGCUCGCUCAAGGCAUACGAACCCGGCCCAAUAUCACCACUCGAACCUGCGACGACCGGCACGCCCUUCAUCCGAGCCCCUUCGCGCGGAAACCUGACCAAGUCAUGGAAGCCACCCGCGCCCAUGGACGGAGGCCAGCGGCCGGCGGUACACGAGGUCGACAGCUACAAAUGGGACCAUGACAUGGAACCCGCUCUAUCCACGGGCAAGGACAAGGCUCCGGCAAAGAAAAUACCCAAGCUGAAGCUAGGACCUUCUGUCAAAGUGCCUGUCGGAGUCUCGCGACUGCAUCACGUAGUCAUGGACGCCGAGUCGAUACGCAUGGAGCCCAUCUACUGGUCGCCACUCAGCGAUGUCGCCCAGAUUGUGCGCGGCACAUGGUUCUACAAGGACAGCAUGAUGCCUGUUGAGGUGGAGGUGGCCAACAUGCUCGAAGCGGGAUACCUCGAGAUGAAGCCCUGGACCCAGACGUGGAUUGACGAACUCAAUAGUGCUGUGGAAGUCGGCGCAUUUGGCGAGAUGAAGAUCCUACACCACCUGUGGCCCGAAAGGUCCAAGAAACCAGAUAGUAGACCGUCGACUUCACAGGCCAUGCAUUCAACCGGUCUAGUUCAGAACACUUUGCACGAAGAAGAAGAAGACCCCGACAAGGAGCGACGUGAGACGGUCGAAGAUGCCUGUGACCUGAUUGACAUCUCAACAGGCCCAGAGGGACCGGACCACAAGGCCGCUGGUGAUCUGGAGUAUGGUGCUGAUGGGCGGAAACGCCUCUACCUCAAAGCUGGCGUCAUCUACUCCGACGACAAGGAAGCUUUCAUCCUCAAGCCUACGCUUCAGCCGUCCGAUUACUAUGGUAGACGACCCCUUGCCAACUACAUCCGCAAAGGCAGAGCAAUCGGUGUACACGUUGUGCGUGGCUUCGACCAGGCCACCUGGGACAGGUUGCACCCAAACAAGAAUACACCAAAAGCACAGGCAGCACGCGAGGGUGUCUCUUCAUCGCAAGCUGGCGCACCGCAAUAUCAAAGGCAGAAGUCGGACCCUGAUCUUGCGCAGUCUCAGAGACCAAAGGUUACGGAUUUGGUCCUUGUCAUACACGGCAUCGGGCAGAAGCUAUCAGAGAGAAUGGAGACGUUCCAUUUUACACACGCAAUGAAUGCUUUUCGGAGAGAAAUGAACGUGGAGCUUGGAACGUCUGAAGUCAAGCGGCACUUGCGAAAGGACAUGGGUGGCAUAAUGUGCUUGCCGGUCAAUUGGCGUCAUCGUGUCUCCCUUGAAGUCGAUCAGACCGAGAGACCAGAGCUCGAAGACCCUUCUGCCAACAAAUACACGCUCAAAGACAUCACUCCAGACACACUUCCCUCUGUUCGUGGUAUUGUGAGUGAUGUUAUGCUGGACAUCCCAUACUAUCUUUCGCCAUUACACAAUCCCAAGAUGGUCUCCGCAUGCAUACAAGAAGCCAACCGCAUCUACCGCCUGUGGUGCCAUAACAAUCCAGGCUUCGCAGAAUACGGCCGAGUCCAUCUAAUUGCCCACUCCCUUGGUUCAGUUAUGGCCAUCGACAUCCUGAGCCAACAGCCAACAUAUGUUGACCCUCGAUUCACUGAUCCAUCCUUCCCCGAAGCAGACUUGCCCAAUGACCAAUUCAUCUUCAACACCACCGAUCUCUUCGUCUGUGGCAGCCCCGUUGGCCUCUUCCUCCUCAUGAAGAACGCAAACCUUCUCCCACGCCGCGACAAAGAAAAGCCCGGCGCAGACUCGUACGCUGCACCCGGUGUCGCUGGUGAACAGGGCACGUAUGGAUGUCUCGCCGUAGACAACAUCUACAACAUCAUUAAUCCUUACGACCCCGUCGCUUGUCGCAUAAACCCCACUGUAGACAUAGUCUACGCCUCCAUGCUAAAACCCGCAACCAUUCCUUCUGCAUCAACUUCCCUAUUCUCCUCAUUAAACCCUUUCCGUUCCACCUCAACCAACUAUCCCUCCAACGAAAGGCCCUCCACCUUGCGUCUGCCAAGUAACGUAGAACUAGAAACGCACAACUUUACACGCGAGGAGAUUGCAGAGAAGAGGGCAUAUCUACUGAAUGACAAUGGUCAGAUUGACUAUUACAUGAAGUAUGGCGGUGGUGCGUUGGAGAUUCAGUACCUAACUAUGCUGGGCGCGCAUAGCAGUUACUGGCUCAACAAAGACUUUAUACGUAUGAUUGUUGUCGAGGUAGGACGUGGUUUGGGCAAGGAGGGGACAGUGAGGGAGAUGAGGGCGCAGAAGAAGUUGGUGGUUAGAGGGACUUAG
Messenger RNA from Pyrenophora tritici-repentis Pt-1C-BFP, 2796 nucleotides. RefSeq names its product DDHD domain containing protein. The record is from RefSeq and is a predicted model, not a curated record. Lineage: Eukaryota; Fungi; Ascomycota; Dothideomycetes; Pleosporales; Pleosporaceae. Gene Ontology annotation, cellular component: cytoplasm. Gene Ontology annotation, molecular function: glycerophospholipase activity; metal ion binding.